Messenger RNA from Pecten maximus, 5111 nucleotides. Its product is annotated as potassium voltage-gated channel protein Shaw-like. Gene Ontology annotation, molecular function: delayed rectifier potassium channel activity. The coding region runs from base 1 to 2052 and encodes 683 amino acids. The record is from RefSeq and is a predicted model, not a curated record. The transcript is spliced from 2 exons. Gene Ontology annotation, biological process: potassium ion transmembrane transport; protein homooligomerization. NCBI's taxonomy places the organism in Eukaryota, Metazoa, Mollusca, Bivalvia, Pectinida, Pectinidae. Gene Ontology annotation, cellular component: membrane; voltage-gated potassium channel complex.
AUGGUAUGUGACAAAAUUGAACCUGUUCUCCAAGUCGGUGCUGAUCAGUUUGUAGUCCCCGUGGAAUCUGUUCUCAAAACUUUCGGGUCAAAGAUUGAAAUGUUCCUUGACACAACAUCCCGGACAGAUACAUACACGAAAUACGUCAUUAUGAGGCCCAAAGACUCUACCAUGGCUCUGAUAGAAUACUGCUAUACCGGGCAGCUUCACAUUCCUAAGAGUGUCUGCAAGGGCGAGUUUUUAACGGAGCUGCGGUUCUGGGGAUUGAAAAGCAGACUGUUAGAAGCAUGCUGCUAUCACAAGCUCUGUGCUUUCCUGAAGGAUCAGAAAAUGCUCAAAGGGUUCGAAAACAUGUAUAUGGAAUCAGAGAACUGUGGCGCUGGGCAUUCUGGGAAUGGCAAUGCAAAAGAACGAAUAUGGGGAAUCGUCAACUGUGAUCGAAAGUCAACGUGUUCAAAGGUGUAUUUCUAUGUGUCGACAACCUUUGUACUGCUGAUGAUUACUGUCCUUGCCCUUACCAGCAUGAGCGAUGUAAAAGAUAACGAGCAGCAUCCCGACGGGAAUUCGUCUGGUACUUCGGAUCUGUUACCUUCUACAAAUCAAUUGAAUAUUACAGGUUUUUCAAAUAUGUCCGCGAAUUGCGGUACCGUGACACCGAUGCCACUGAGAUAUACUCCUACUAUUAUCAGAGUAAAUUGUGUUGCCUGCAGCCUCCUAACCGGUGGGAGCCGUGGGAUGUCACCAAGUAAUAAAAGUAAAAAGCUAGAAGUAGAAAAUACAUACAUACACUUACACCUGCCAAAAUGUUGUAAGACUAAUAUUGUACAAUCAACUGUAAUACCAUUCAGCGAAAUACUGGACCACACUACUGAGUACAAGGACGUAUAUGAUCUGGAUAUAACUCCAAUCCCUGAUUACACUCAGGACUUGUAUGAUUUGGACAAACCUCCAAAGCCUAAUUUUAAUGAUUACGGGAACGAUAGUUCCAUGAACCAAACGACGAAAUUAAAUGGCACGCGGUAUUUUGCUACAAACGUUACGCCACACUCAGCUUCCAGCGAGAUAUACAGUGAUGCAACAAGCCCUGGUGCAAACAUCAGCAAGAUGGCAUUAAAAAACAUAACGAAUAAUGAAAAUAUAUUUAAAUCAUCUGUCAAGGAUUGGACGACUACAUUCCUUACGAACUCAUUUUCAAAUUCUAAGAAAAAACUUUCUUCGUUCACCUCAGCGCGGGAACUAGCAAGUAAUGCAGAUUUUGAAAACGUUUUAUGUCACUAUAUGGAACACGUCAUAACAGCAUUCUUUACUGUUGAAUUCGUCCUCAGACUGAUUACAUGUCCGAACAAAAAGGAAUUUCUCAGUGGCGUAUUGAACUUGUUAGAUCUGAUCCUGCUCCUUGACAGUUUCGGGAGAAUUUUGUUGGAUUUACGGAGUGAUUUGAUGGAGACUAUGACCGUGGUGUACGACCUGCUCCUUUAUUUACAAAUGUUCCGUGUAUUUCGUCUCUUCAGGACAAUAGAACAUAUCAAAGCAUUUAAGGUCCUUCGUUAUUCCCUUGUUACUGGUAUGAAAGACAUUUGCGUUCUAGUCAUGUACGUCAUGGUAACAAUGUGCAUAUUCUCCAACUUCAUCUACUUUGUUGAAAAUAAAUCGGAUUUUCCCAGCAUUCCCGCGGCAUGGUGGUGGAGUAUCGUAACCAUGACAACGGUAGGCUAUGGGGAUGUGGUGCCGAAGACUGUGUUUGGAAAGUUGAUUGGCUGUAUCUGUGCUCUAUCAGGCGUUGUGUUAUUUUCCCUCAUCAUACCAGUAUUUGUCAGCACGUUCCUCACAGCCUACGAAUACGCAAAAGGCUGUCAGGAUGGUGAGGAAGGCUGUCGGGACGGUGAGGACGGUAAAGACUCAAGGCGAAUUGGGACGCUGAACUCAAAUGAGAACAAACAGAUCACAAGGGUCCUUAAUGUUGACAUAAUGUGUAAGGAACAGUUGCAUAACCCAAACGAACAUCCAAUACUACUACGGAAAACAGAAACUAUGGAAACUACUCAAUUUUGACACUAUCUUAAGAGAAGGUCACUAAGAAGUUACCUUUAUACUGACUCAUUAUCAAAGUUGCUUCGGAAGUUUCCUAUUAUCCAUCCAAUCGGUAUCAGAUGUUAUCUUAUUAUACACCCCAUUUGUAUCCGAGGUUAUCUUAUUAACCAUUCCAUUCGUAUCCGAGGCUAUUUCAUUAACCAUCCCAUUCGUAUCGGAGAGUUAUCCUAUUACCCAUCCCAUUUGUAUUUGAAGUUAUCUCAUAAUUCAUUCCAUUAGUAUCUGAGGCUAUCUCAUUAUUCAUUCCAUCAGUAUCUGAGGCUACAUUUGUAUCUCAACAUUCAUCCCAAUGGUAUCGGAGGUUUUCUUAUCAUCCACACCAUUCGUUAACUAUGUAGUACAUGUAGAUAAUUAACUGAUCAUACCGAGGACAAUCAUGACCACAUUACAGAAAUAAGGUAUGAAGUCUCAUCCCCAUUUUAAAAUGUGGUUUAUAUUUUUGUCAAUAUAUAAGCAUGGGUAGAUACUAUUUUAUGAUCAUCCAUACUCAUUGUUUCCUUAACUAGUUUAAUUUACACUAGUCUAUAGUAAAAUGGUGUGAACGGUAUAAAAACGCAUCUAUGGCAAUAGUUAUACGAAUAAAAUUUACUUACUUUACCGAAUAGUUUUCCAGAAGUGUCGAAGAACAUACAUUGCUAACCAGUGUGGGGGGAAAUAUAUCUUUACAUAUAGGUCACAUAUCACACAUAAUUAUAUACGAAUACUGUGGUCUAUACAAAUAAUUAGUUACACAUGAAAAAACAGCGAGAAGACAAAUGUAGUUAGGUCUGGUGGCACUUUUUACACCAGAAAUGCCAUGUCAUUAUGACAGUGAUAUAUCCAACACUUUUUAUAGCUGAAAUAUAUGUUAAUGUUCGUGUGUAUGCUUUUGUAUUUUGUUGUCUUUCGAAUAAGCAGACUAUAUAUAUAUGCUCUUUAUUAAACAAUAAAACAUAAAUACAAGUAUUCAAUACAAAUGGAUUUUCACGUACAAUACGAUCAAUUUUGGUGGACGAGAAUAAAUACUAUUGUGAUAAACACAAAAUACAACUCCAACCGCCGAUGGUUUCAGUAUAGAAUUGUACACAGGAUAAUAGCCACAAAUUUCUUUAUACAAUAAAGAUUAGAAAUUCUCCAUUCUGUUCUUUCUGAAAUAGUAAUGUUGAUUCAAUUAUUAGCUUACCUUCGGAAUGUCCCUCAUUAUUAAACUUCUGAGAAGCGUUAGCUCUGUGGGUAGUAACCCAAAUGAAAAUGAAAAUGAAAUGAAAUGAAAUGAAAAUACCCUCAAGAUGCUAAAGUCAACACCACUGGAUAUGGUAAGAAUUCAUUCCGUUUUGAGGCCGCCCGGGUCUGAAACAGUCUGCCAAACGACUUGAGAAAGGCUGAAAACUACCAGAGUUUCCGCAGACUGUUGCGCACCUGGGAUGGUAAACUGUUUAUGUGUGCCAUAUGCGCGCAUGCAUAGUCCUUCUGACAUACCUAGCCCUGUGUGUUUGCUUUUGGUGUCCUGAUACUAUGGCCAACCUGUACAUGUGUUUUAUUUUCGCUUCUUUGUUUUUACAUUAUUAACUUAGCAGCAGUAUAUUUUCCUAACCAAACUUUAAACAGUAUGAUUAUAACCAUAGUAAUUCUAUUUCAACCAACUUCAUUAUCUCUUGUUUUUAUUCACACUAUAUUAGUGUAUAUUAUAUCAAUGUUUACCCUUUGCUACAUUAGCAUUGUAUGUACAUUAGACUAUCAUAGUGCUGUAACCUGAUCCGUUAGUAAUACUUGUGUGAUAUGCAAGUGUUCAAUAUUAUUUCUAUAUUAUGAAACUUAUGAAAUUUAUAUUAGAAUAUUUUAAACACUAUACUUAUUCUGUGAUAAUUUACUAUUUAAUAUGCUGCUUUGUUUGUUGUAUCUUGUAUGUUUGCUUGUAACUCGUUUGUUCCUUUUCAUGUAUAUGCCUUCUUUGAUUUGUGUAUAACUAUAUUCUUAAUUUAGCUGUUUGUAAUUCGGUAUCGUUUCUUCUGUGAUUCCUGUACGCGACAUGUAUAUCUUAACUAUAUGAUAUUGCAUUUCUUAGUACUAUGUUUGUCGCAAGAAUAGCGCUACAGCGCUAAUGUUUACUGUUUUUAAUAUGCGACGUUAAAUGAAAAUUCUUGUAUAUUGUAUCUUGUAACCAUACAGGUAUUUCUAUUCCCUUUAACUUUAGGUUUUCUUGACCAUAAAUUAAAACAAAAUAACAUGCUAAUGAUAUCACCAAAGAUACAUAUAUACAAACAGAAACUCAAACACACACUGCCUUCUAUCUCCGGAUUUAAGAAGGAAAUUGAAUACUACUUUAGAACAGAAGAAUACAUUAUUAAUAAAAUGACUUUACAAAAUUUCACAAUAAAUGGGUGCAUUUACGUUAUCUUAUUGGUCUAUAGAUUUGGUCCAAGUCUCCUAUUGUGAAUGUCAUAAUUCAAACAAUCAAGGAAUAGGAAUAUCAUCAACCGUAUGAAAGUGCAAAUGAAAGGGAUUGUCUUUAAUUUUUUUUAAAUGUAAAAUUUCCUCUGAGAGCCGAGUCAUAGUUUUACUUAGUACGAAUAUUCAACAUAAGGGUCUGAACUACCCGUAUACUGAUACUUCUUAAAAUGAAUUGUUCAAAGAAAUAUGUCCACUCUACUAUAUAUCAUAAUUAUUAUACGGAUGCCUAGAUUAAUUACAUAUAAACGACAACAUGGAUUACAGUGGACUCUAUCUGUGAACCAGCUUAUACUGAAAAUCUGUAUUUAUAGAAGUAGAACGGUAGGCAGUUUUAUAUACAUUCAAAUUGCCACUGAACCUUACUCUAGAAAAUGUAUUUCUAUAAUUCAGUUCUAUGUAUACCCAUAUUAUGACUUUCUUCAAAAGUAUAAAGUUUCCUCGGCAAAUUCCCAAAAUAUCUUGAAGUAUAUAGGAAUAUUUGAUUAUUUCUAUAUUGUUGUCACUAAGCUCUGUAUUAAAGGGAAAAUAUAUACAUUUUGUAAUAAUAAUGGUAAUAAUAAAACUCAUUUCAAUACACUGUAGUGAAAUCA